GUCUACUCCCGUAUUCACGACCGCCUUUUUGAUGUAAUAUGCUUUUAUUUUGGAACAAAAGUACAAGCCACAUUUAUCCGUUACGUAUCAAGUGCGGUAUUGUGUGAGAGGACACAACUAGAAAGUAUAAGGGAAGACCACGAGGAAUUUCAGAUUAUGAUUACAAACGAUAAUGAACACGCAUAUAUGAUGAGAAUUAUGAAAGAUAUUAGGAACGGGGAAAUUUCCUCCGUAGUCAGCAACCAUCAAAUGAAAUUUCCGAAAUUUAGAAAAAUUUUGGUUGCUUACAUGCAAAAAGGUUUUUACCUGUUGCCAAUGUUUGAUAUAUAUUACAACACUUUUUGUCAUGAUCUGAUCGACAGAGAAGGAAAUUCAAUUGCAUCAUUGGCCUGUUCAAAAGGAUACGUUGAAAUUACUGAAUAUAUUAUCAAUGCUAUACACAAUGUCCAUUUAUCAAUGUUCCAUAAAAAUCUUAUAAUGCAUACAGCAUGUCGCAGUGGAAGUAUAGGUAUUGUUCAGGUUUUACUUGAGAAAGGAAUAAAUGUUAAUUCGUUGGAUAUUUACGGCCAAACACCAAUUCUAAUAAGUAGUGCUAAAGGACAUGGCCAUAUUGUACAUUUACUGAUUAAAAACGGCGGCAAUAUAGGACUACAAAAUGAUGAUGGGAUGACACCUCUUUUAUGCGCAAGUAAAAAAGGACAUAAUUCAGUUGUUAAAAUGUUACUCGAUAACAAAGCAGAUAUCAACGAAAAAGAUAAUCAAGGCAAAUCGCCAUUAAUCUGGACAAGUAAAGAAGGGUAUGACAAGACAAUAGAAUUGCUAAUAGAACAUGGAGCUAAUAUCAACAUAAGUGAUCGGAACAGUAAGAGUCCUUUGAUGUGGGCAUGCCAAUGGGCACCUUAUUCAACUGUUAUGCUACUUAUUGAAAAAGGAACAGAUAUAAAUCAAGAAGAUUCCAAUGGUUGGACGCCAAUCAUAUAUACAUGUCAAUGGCGUAAUAAUAGUUUUAUAGUGAAAUUCCUUAUUCAGAAUGGCGCUGAUAUUAGAAAACCAGAUAAUGCAGGGAGAACACCACUUAUGUGGGCGGGUAUCACAGGAAACAACUGUGUCAUUGAUAAGUUAAUUGAACAAAGUUGCAAUAUAAACGAAAAGGACAACAUAGGAAAAACAACAAUAUACUGGGCAUGUCUAGAAGGAAAAAUAUCAACAAUUGAUUUGCUAUUUAAAAAAGGUGCCGACAUUAACAUAACCGAUAAUGCAGCGACAAGUCCGAUCUCGUGGGCGUUACAUCACGAAGACAAACAUUAUUUGCGACUUCUCAGAUAUGACAUGGAAGAUAAAUGUGAUUAACAUGGUAAUGUUAACCUCCUCUAGGUCUUCGGUGUCCUAGGAUCAGGGAUUGAACCCUUCAACUCCAGUACACAAGUUUCCAAAUUUAUUUACAUUGGAAUCUGGGGUUUAAAAUUUUAAGACUGAAUUAGAUGGACGGAUGGAUGAUUUAAGUCCAAAGGUGAAUUGAAUGCAUAUUCAGGACGAGAACAUGAUAAUGAUAUGAAUAAAACCCUGCUUUGUGUUAGAUCGAUAUACAUUUUUA
This is a messenger RNA of Mytilus californianus (California mussel), 1594 nucleotides long. RefSeq names its product ankyrin repeat domain-containing protein 50-like. Bases 157 to 1350 code for a protein of 397 amino acids. Gene Ontology annotation, molecular function: protein binding. The transcript has a single exon. The record is from RefSeq and is a predicted model, not a curated record. NCBI's taxonomy places the organism in Eukaryota, Metazoa, Mollusca, Bivalvia, Mytilida, Mytilidae.